Echinococcus granulosus is the source of this 402-nucleotide messenger RNA. RefSeq lists its product as hypothetical. Lineage: Eukaryota; Metazoa; Platyhelminthes; Cestoda; Cyclophyllidea; Taeniidae. The transcript has 4 exons. Bases 1 to 402 code for a protein of 133 amino acids. The record is from RefSeq and is a predicted model, not a curated record.
AUGAAGUGCGACGAAUUUUAUGCUAAAGAAUUUGAAGGAAUAGCAAAAAAAAUUACCGGUUGUCCACAAACAAUCCACUCACUUCAUGCCCAAACUACGAGACUUUGUGGAUGUGUAGUGCUCCAAAAAAAUUCAAGUAAUGGAAUAUCAGAAAGAUAUCACAUCUUAAAUACAGGAAUGAAGGGAUCCGAUUGCUUUAUAUGUCAUUUGACAAAUUUUGGAAAGGGAGUUAUGUCGCUCUACUUCAUCAGCUCUUUCUUUAAUGAUGAUAAGAGGUUAAAGAGAAAUAAUUUGGGUACAAGAAUGCACAUUGGUAGACCAAAUUGUGCAGUUUAUGCAAAGGGUGAAGGAGGUUUCAUUCUUUCAUGCACUACCAAAAAAUAUGUUGGUGAGUUGUCUUAG